Messenger RNA from Lindgomyces ingoldianus, 2050 nucleotides. RefSeq names its product putative major facilitator superfamily transporter. Gene Ontology annotation, biological process: transmembrane transport. The transcript has 5 exons. Gene Ontology annotation, molecular function: transmembrane transporter activity. The record is from RefSeq and is a predicted model, not a curated record. The coding region runs from base 269 to 2050 and encodes 593 amino acids. Lineage: Eukaryota; Fungi; Ascomycota; Dothideomycetes; Pleosporales; Lindgomycetaceae.
UAUUUCCCCGCAUUUCCCACAUUCAGUUCUCUUACCUACCCCGGAGUAUCGCCCUUUCUGGUCAAGUGGCUCAAUGGCGUUAAGAUUCAACCAGCGAGUGAAUCUAGGUCUCCAGAAGUCUGGAUGGAGCGUGGAGUCCGCGUGGUGUGGGGAAGCCUAACAUGGACGAUAUAGGGUCGUCGUAUUUCCGCCUGAAUGCAAGCGGGUCUGUCCUCCAGUCCUUUCUUUUCAGAUUACUCCUUCCUGUGGGUAUCAACUCGCUCUACUUAUGUUUAAUGCAGUCAUGGCUACUCACUCUAACGAUUAUAUGAAAGAGAAACACGGUGAAGAGAAGCCGCGUUUCAUCGAGAAUGCCGACGAAUCUCCUACCAACAACUCGCUCAACUUGGAAAAGGAGCGUACGUUGGAAGGCGUAGAUGUCCACAACCGAAGUGCAUUCAAGGGAGACAAUUCCGACGGCAAAGUGACUUGGGGUCUGCGUGGCAUAUUCGCAGCCAUAUUUCUCGCGGCACUCUAUACAGGCUCGCAAGUUAUCCUAUACUUCACUGGUGGUUCACUCGGCUUCAUUGAGGAAGACCUUAAACUAUCAAGAGGUUCAGCAUGGCUUCCAACUGCGAACAUCCUGGCCAUUGCCGCAGUAUGCCCGUAUGCUGGAUAUCUGCAGGAUCUUUUCGGGAAACGAUACAUUGCCCUAAUCGGUUCACUGUGCAUUUGUAUCGGAACCGUCUUGAUGGCCACUACCCACUCCUUUGCCCAGGCUCUUGCGGGAAUGGCAAUUUCUGGUGUCGGCGCUGCCAUUGGUGAAUUGACUGGCUUAGCUGGGCUUGCUGAAGUCGUCCCAGUCAAGUAUCGUGGAUACUCACUUGCCCUUGUCACCGCAUUCGUCAUUCCCUUCUGUCCAUAUUUAAUGUAUGUCGAGCUAUGGUCCCAUAAUAGCAGUGUCGGCUGGAGAUGGGGCCCAUGGUGUGCGCUGACCUACAACGGCAUCACUGGUCUUGGCCUAUUUUUCACAUACUUCCCGCAUAAUCACACACGUGCUGAAGGUUUUUCUCAUCGUGCCAUUCUCAAGAGAAUCGACUACGUCGGUGGUGUUCUGUCGAUUACUGGCCUUACCCUCUUCCUUGUAGCCCUUCAAUCAGGCGGUUACACACACCCCUGGAAGAGCGCCUACGUCCUAUGUACUCUCCUAAUUGGUCUUGCUCUCAUCGGCGUCUGGGUGAGCUAUGAAUGGAAAGGUGCCCGCCAUCCAAUGGUUCCCGGAGAGCUUUUCAAAGGCCAGCGCAUCGUUGGACUCGCCUAUGUCAUCGCAUUCGCCGCAGGAAUGAACUUUUUUUCUAUCUUGAACUUCUUCCCCAUAACCUUUUCCUCUGUCUAUGACCCCACCCCAGUUCAAAUUGGUCUCAAAGGUCUUCCUCCUGCUUUUGCAACCACAUUCGGCGCUAUUGGAUUCAACGCCGCACUCUCCACCUUCCCCAGUCGUAGCCGCGAGAUUCUUCUCGUUGCUCUAUUUAUCAUGACUGCUUUUGGUGGCUCGCUCGCAGCUAGUACUCCUGACAACCCGAAGCUUACAGUCGCACUUGGCACGCUCGCAGCCUUUGGCGUCGGCGGCGUACUCGUUCCCGCCGCUACUGUAGCCAUGAUCGUAACUCCCGACGCGCUCAUAACUACCGCAGCCGCACUAUCACUUUCCAUCCGAACCGUCGGUGGCUCCAUCGGCUAUUCUAUUUACUACAACAUCUUCGCCACCAAGCUCGGGCAAAAGCUCCCCGUAUACGUCGCCGAAUAUGCCAUUGAAGCUGGGCUACCCGUUUCAUCUGCUAAGCUCUUCGUCGGCACUUUUUUGACAGAACCGGAAAAGCUUGCAGCAAUUGAAGGCGUGACGCCGGCGGUGGUUGCGGCAGCUACGAAAGGGACGCAAUGGGCGUAUAGUCAGAGUUUGAAAUAUGUUUGGUUUACGAGUAUUGCGUUUGGGGCUAUGGCGAUUGUUUGUUGUAUUUUGCUGCCGAGUACGAAGAAGUAUCAGACCAAUCGUGUGGCGGUGCAGAUGUGA